AUGCCACUUUUCAACCGUCGCCCCGUCGUUCAACAAGCAGGCUACCAAGCCCGCCCCUCUCCCAUGACCCGUCUUAAGCUCAUGUUUGCCCCCCGUCAUACCCACACCGCCGGCGGUGGAGCUGCCGCCCCACGUCGUCGUAAAGGACUGUUCUCUUCCCGUCGCCGUCAUCAUGGUGCUGGCGUUGCGGUGCCAGUUGGAGGAGGCGGUGGGGGUGCUCAUCCCCGUCGUAGGUCGACUUUGGCGUCGUUGACGGCUUUGUUCUCAAGGAGGCGUGGUGCCCCUCGUCAUCAUCACGCGGGUGGUGUGGGCGCUGGUGGACGUACUCACGUUGUUGUGUAA
Linnemannia hyalina is the source of this 342-nucleotide messenger RNA. The record is from the annotation of a GenBank genome assembly. NCBI's taxonomy places the organism in Eukaryota, Fungi, Mortierellomycota, Mortierellomycetes, Mortierellales, Mortierellaceae.